GUUUUAAAAGUUGCUCCCGCAAGCAAUGUUAUAAUCACGCUUUGUUCAAGGUUAGUAACUUGCAAUGGGUAUCAGUAGUUUUGUUAGUUUUAAUUUCCUCCUCAAGCUGGCGAAAAAGACGUGGAUUAAGUACCUGGAAGUAUCAUAAAGUGUACAGAAGAGAAGUGGAAUUAUUUCCUCCUUGUGCCAAUGCUAUAAGAUAACAGUGAAAUAAUUUUAAUUUAGUUGAACAUUCAGUGUUUUUAUAAACUUCGUGAACAAUUCUGCGCCUUUUCCGUUGUCUGUACCAUAAUCUUCGAGUUCCAAGGAAGUGAGAUAGAUGCUAGUCCAAGGCAACUUUGGUAAUUCGGUCACGUACGCUUCCCACGUUUUGCCAAGUUUGAAACCAAGAGCACUGCACACACUUUCAGCCGUUUUUAAGAUAACCUUAAGGUCAAUUUGUUCCACCACUUCAUCAUGGUAAUACAUCCAUGCGUCAUCACUAUCCAUCAUGAGGCAAGAAUGUUCGUUUUGACUUGGGUGUUGAAUAGCACAACAGUGGCAGUGAUUCAGCUUUUCUUCUUGAAUGAGUUUGUCAACCGUAGCCGCAUAAGUCAGUUGGCACACAUGGCCGAUAAGGCUAGCUACCCGUUGACUUUGGACUUUUUCCACUUCGUCAAUCGUCAAAAGAGUGAAGCGCUCGAUUCGACUUGCAUGUUUGGAGCAAUGUUUUAAAGAAUAUUGGUGAUCGUAAGACUUUUUCCUUAGCAAAGCGAUUGCAAGAAAGAUAGCGCUUUCGAAAUCUACUCGCUUUUAUUUGGAAGACAGAAUAGAUUCUACAUGAACCAAUCUGGGUUAAAGAGUCCGGGCAAAUCUAGGCAAGCCUAUUGUUUCUAUUGAAGUAGAGCGACGCUCAUUAGUAAACCUAUUAGCCUGUGAACAGGCUCUCUGUUUGGGGAAAAAUAGCGAGGAAAGGGAAGGGAAAGGUGGGAGAGAGCCUGUAGACAAACAUUUGAGGCCUCUAAUUCCGCCCUCUUGUAAUUAUCCUGCCGAUCAUCUGUCAGUAAGAUCGCUAUCGGUCAAUCAAUUUCGAGCGAUUUUCUGUAGUCCGUGAAUGUAAUGUUUUUCUGCAAUGUUGUAUCCUGACGCCGGGCCCAGCUCGUUAGUUUUCUUUGCAGACUGUUUGAAAAUUAUCACGGAUAGUUAUUUACAGAUCCAAAAUUAUAAGAUUGAAGUGUAGCUUAAACCGAAGAUACAUAUAUCAGCUAUGGAGAAUUGCAUUGUGCUUCGGUAACUAUAAACUCCAGCUUAGUGUUUUUUUUAAAGACAGUUUGAGUCUUUUGACCGGAGCGCGUAGUUCCUCCCCGUGGUAAUAGUCUUUGAACUGUUUUGUUAUUGCCACUCUGUGAUCAAAUCGCGUGCUACGUGCCCACCAAAAAGCCGAUGUCAAUAAGGCCUGUCAACAGUCAGUGUUCUUGCCAACAGGAGCUUGCAUCAGGAUCUGAUGUACAGCGGGUACCGUGGAACGGCGAUCCCAAAUGUUUGUCUACAGGCCUUUUUCGCUUUUCCCUCUCCCCACCUCGCUCGACCAAAGGCCUGUUCACAGGCUAUAAACCUAUCCACUUCAUUAUAUAUGGAGGAAGGCACAUAAUUAAUAUGCAAAAAGACAGUGACCAGGCACUUAAUUAAUAUGGAGGAACGCAUUUUUUUCUCUAGGAUAAAACAAUGGAUGACGUCAUAGACUCGACCAUUAUGCGUAUUAAUUAAGGGAAGGCAAGGGAAGGCACCAACAGGGCUUAUCUUUCAACAUAGUAUACUACUUGCUCUAUUGAGGAAUUUAUCUGUGCGUUUGAGUCUGUUCAUUUAUUCGUAGUUUUUUUUCUCUACCUGCGACAAACAUUCUUGUAUAAAGUAUGUUUGAAGAAUUUUACACGUGUAUCAGUGAUUCCUAUGUUUAUACAUAUGAUGUUUUAUCGACGGGUACGAUAUCUGCGUAACGUUUACAAUUUGAAUUAUUAUCCGUUACUUCAGGUAUUGGUUUCGUUAUGGUGCUGGAUCAACAACAUCAGCAAAACUUACAACUGCUCCUUCAUGACUGACUCAAAAACCUAACAUCACUGAAAAGACUCAAAGAGUAGGAUUUGUUAUGUGAAGAGUUCCCAAGACACAGUGUAUAUUCUAUACCCCUAGAAAGCAGGCAAUGGAAGUCAGACUUACCGAAACCCAGAUUGCUAUUUGUGUUAUCUCUAUUUUAGCAAUCCUUGGAAACACGUUGACCAUUCUAGUGUUUGUUGGUGACAAAAAGCUGCUGAAAAAGUCCUACAACGCUUUCAUUCUUUGCCUUGCCAUCGCAGAUGUGCUGUCUGCCAUUCUCUUGAUCACGAGUCCGGGCUUCGCUCUUGGUGACCUUAUUCCUCGUCCAACCAAUCCAGUUCUUGGAGAGAUCUUCUGCAAAGUGAUCUGGAGCCGAAUGUUUCUCUUUCAGCUGGUGUUUUUCUCCAUUUACAUUACAUUGCUGUUAACAGUAGAGCGAUGGGUUGCUGUUGUAAAACCUUCUAAAUAUAACUUAUUCUUCAAGGGAAAGAGACUCAUGGGUUACGUCUUGUUCUGUUUGAUCUGGUCAUUCGUCCUCGAUGGAAUAGUCGUCUUGUUUGAUGUAGACUAUGAUCCAAGUUCAUCAUCCAAUGACAUCUGCAAAUUAAACUUUAUUUCAUCAGGCUCUAUCUUCCGCACGUCUCUGUCUGUGUUCCUUAUUAUCAUGAAGUUGUUCUUUCCAUGCCUUUCCAUGAUUGGACUGUACAUACAUAUGAUUGUGAAGACAAACAACUCCCCAGUUGCUUCCGCGGAGAGCAAGGCCAAGCUACGAGGGAAGAUGACAAGAAUGAUCGGCAUUAUGACCUGUAUUUUGCUCAUAUGUUAUUCGCCAAACCAAAUCUUCUUUAUCUUUGCAACUGCGGGUAAAGCGAAAAUAGACUCUACACUCCACCAUUUCACAGCAAUUCUCAACUUCAUCACCAUUUGUGUUAAUCCAUUUAUUUAUGGACUAAGCAAUCCUAAUUAUGGUCGGCGUUACAAAAAGGCUUUGUUGUCGUUUUGUCCCCAACCGAGAAGAGUUGGACCUGCCACGGAAGGAUAA
Molecule: messenger RNA, 3115 nt
Organism: Porites lobata
Lineage: Eukaryota; Metazoa; Cnidaria; Anthozoa; Scleractinia; Poritidae
Source: the annotation of a GenBank genome assembly